AUGGAAGUGCUUGGGGCCGGUGCAAGCGUGCUAGCAGUGAUCUCACUAGCCGCCCAACUCGGCGCAGGCGCCCACACCCUAAUCAAAUUCCUCCAAACAGUCUCAGACGCACCAACCGAGAUCCAACGCCUCGAAAGUCUCCUCGACCAGAUCUACGCGAUCGCAACAGGUGUCCCGAAAGCCCUCGAAUGCGAACGGAAACUCCACGGCGACAAACAUAUUCUAGCAGACAAUAUCCAUACGUCCCUACUGAAUUGCCACAAGAAAGUUCAGGGGAUUGAACGGAUUGUGGACCGAUUCAAAGAGACCGAGAAUGGGAGAAGUGUGGUCAGUCGGAAAUGGGCUUCGUUCAAGAUGGCAAUAAAGAAAGAGGAGGUGCUUGAACUUGAGAGGCAGCUUGGUCAGGCUGUUCUUACACUGAAUGUUGCCCUUACGACGCAUUCUCUAGCAUCACAGACUCAAAAUACGCUCCUUCUGGUUCAGAAGCUGGACUCGCUGCCUUCCACAGAUCAUCAGUCUGGAGUGGUUCAUCUCGGGUCAUCUUUGCCGUUGACUCAGGGGAAUACCUACGCUCCACAGAAUUACGACCAAACCAUGACUAAAUUGUCUCGGAGCGCAUUCUCAAGGACGCAUGAAUAUCAGGUGUCUGGACGCGACUUUGGCAUUCUCCGCAUUGAGAUUGAGAAGUCCAAGAAUACAGACUCAAGAGGCUAUCGGGGCUCUCAGUUUCAAUCAACAACUACAAAGACAAGAUAUUGCAUCUAUCCUUCGUUCUGGUUCUGGGCUGUGGAAGUUAUGACCUGCCAUUCUGGAAUGUCAAGUUCCAGAAUCAGCCUCAAAACUAUGCCAAGAAUCUCGCAGGAAAUGCGAGGACAAUGUGCAGAUACGUUGUAA
Penicillium brasilianum is the source of this 894-nucleotide messenger RNA. The record is from the annotation of a GenBank genome assembly. Lineage: Eukaryota; Fungi; Ascomycota; Eurotiomycetes; Eurotiales; Aspergillaceae.